This is a messenger RNA of Rosa chinensis, 1321 nucleotides long. Its product is annotated as zinc finger BED domain-containing protein RICESLEEPER 2-like. Gene Ontology annotation, molecular function: DNA binding; protein dimerization activity. The record is from RefSeq and is a predicted model, not a curated record. The coding region runs from base 1 to 1209 and encodes 402 amino acids. NCBI's taxonomy places the organism in Eukaryota, Viridiplantae, Streptophyta, Magnoliopsida, Rosales, Rosaceae. The transcript has 3 exons.
AUGCAUAAGAGGGUCAUUAGUUUCUGUGUGAUUCAAAAUCACCAAGGGCCUACUAUAGGAAAGCUUAUAGAGGAAGAAUAUGAUGAUGAUGAUAGCAGCUUUGCAGCUUACUUUAAAGAACCAGAGGAAGAAUAUGAUGAUGAUGGGAAUGUAGUACCAAGCAGGAAUAAGAGGAAUAGAGUUGGACCACCAGAAGAUGAAGAUUGGGAUAAGGCAGAAGUGUUUGUGGAUUUCUUGAGGGUGUUCUAUGAUGUCACAUUGAGGGUUAGUGCUUCAUUGCACCCUACUGUGCACACAACUUUCCAUGAUGUGAUUACCAUGGAAAAAAAUAUAGAAAGCAUGUUUGUUCUACCUGGGUUUGCAACUGGAACAGAAACUAAGCAAGUGUUGAUGGACAUGGCAGGAAAUAUGAGAUCUAGAUGGUUAAAGUAUUAUGGAUCAUUUCAUGAAAUUAACCACAUGGUGAUCAUUGGCCUAGUAUUGGAUGCAAGGUUCAAGUUGAAGAAUGUGACUCACAUCUUCACUUCUGAGGGUUUAGGUGAUGAUGAGGUGCAAAGAAGAACAUUGGAGAUUAGAAACCUUCUUAUGGCUCUCUAUGAUCAGUAUGUAAUUCAUGUAGAUGGAGGCAGACACAUGGUGAGGCAAGGCUCUCCAAGCUCUUCAUGUAGUACUCUUACAAGCAGAAGCAACAAUAGUAGAGGAGGUGUUAGGGGUCAGCUCCUUAAUGAUUGGAGGAAGGUUGUACAAUCAAGUGCAGAGGCUGUGGUGGCUCAUGAAGUAGAUCAAUACUUGAAUGGUCCAUUGGAAUUCACUGAUGAUGAAGACUGCUUUGACAUCUUGUGUUGGUGGAAGGUCAAUGGCCCAAAGUUUCCUGUGUUAGCAGCAAUAGCAAGGGAUGUUCUUGCCAUUCAAACCUCAACAGUGGCAUCAGAGUCAUGUUUUUCAACAGGAGGCAGGGUUAUUGACACAUUUAGGAGCUCAUUAACUCCAAAAACUGUGGAGGGACUCAUUUGCAUGCAAAGUUGGAUGUUAGGUGAUGAAAUCGCAGAGAUCCAAGAUGAUUGCACCAUUGAAAACAUAGAGUUUUAUGAAGCUGUUGAGCAUGAGCAUGAAAGCACUGCAUCUAGCAAAAAUGUGUGUCCUGCUCCAGUUCCAAGAGCUAAAGGGAAGGGAAAGUCUGUUGCAGCUGGUAAUGUAAUUGUUAUCUAAACUGUUUCAGUUUAGUUGUCUUCAAUUUUUAAUGUUGUCCCAACUUUAUGAGUUUAUGUAUUGAUUCUAUUGAAUAAUGAACUAUAAUGGAUGAAGUGUGAACAUUGUAGCA